This is a messenger RNA of Andrographis paniculata, 828 nucleotides long. Its product is annotated as ras-related protein RABA2a. Gene Ontology annotation, molecular function: GTPase activity; GTP binding. The transcript has 2 exons. Bases 76 to 726 code for a protein of 216 amino acids. Lineage: Eukaryota; Viridiplantae; Streptophyta; Magnoliopsida; Lamiales; Acanthaceae. The record is from RefSeq and is a predicted model, not a curated record. Gene Ontology annotation, cellular component: endosome.
AUUAAAAUCAACUGCCAUCUUUUACGGUUUCAACUUUCAACCUAAAUUCGGGUGCGAUUUCUCCGGUGAGAAGCUAUGGCGAGGAGACCUGACGACGAGUACGAUUACUUGUUUAAGGUUGUGUUGAUUGGAGAUUCCGGCGUCGGAAAAUCCAAUCUGCUUUCCAGAUUCACCCGCAACGAGUUCUGCUUGGAGUCAAAAUCCACCAUCGGCGUCGAAUUCGCCACCCGUACGCUUCAGGUCGAGGGAAGAACUGUGAAGGCUCAGAUAUGGGACACUGCAGGCCAAGAAAGAUACCGAGCUAUAACAAGUGCAUACUACCGUGGUGCCCUCGGAGCUCUUCUUGUAUACGAUGUGACAAAGCCAACCACAUUUGAGAAUGUAAGCCGGUGGCUGAAGGAGCUGAGGGACCAUGCGGACUCCAACAUUGUCAUUAUGCUCAUAGGAAACAAAACUGAUCUAAAACAUCUUAGAGCCGUCGCCUCAGAGGAUGCCCAAACUUUUUCUGAAAAAGAAGGGCUUUCAUUCAUAGAAACAUCUGCCCUUGAAGCCACCAACGUGGAGAAGGCUUUCCAGACUAUCCUGUCGGAGAUCUAUAGGAUCAUCAGCAAGAAAUCUCUCUCGUCAAACGAACCUGCUUCUUCUAACAUCAAAGAAGGACAGACCCUCGUAGUCGGGCCUCAAGAGACCACCAACACCAAGAAAGCUUGUUGUGCUACAUCCUAGAAGUUCUCGCUCUUGAUUCCACACCUUCCCCAGAGUACGAAUCUCUCUUUCUAAGCUGCUUUUUUUUUUUUUUUUUUUUUUUUCUAUAUAUAUAUAUAUCUA